Salmo salar (Atlantic salmon) is the source of this 1729-nucleotide messenger RNA. RefSeq lists its product as uncharacterized. Gene Ontology annotation, molecular function: DNA-binding transcription factor activity, RNA polymerase II-specific; RNA polymerase II transcription regulatory region sequence-specific DNA binding. The record is from RefSeq and is a predicted model, not a curated record. Lineage: Eukaryota; Metazoa; Chordata; Actinopteri; Salmoniformes; Salmonidae. Gene Ontology annotation, biological process: embryo development; regulation of transcription by RNA polymerase II. Gene Ontology annotation, cellular component: nucleus.
UUUACCUUUACGCAACAACAGCUAGUCAGCCAUCUCGGAAACCAAAAUAGCUGAAACGUUAAAACUCUCUAUACACUUUCUGGUAUAUUAGCCACGGCAUUUGGUGGACACAUUUCUGUCGUCUAGUUAGUUAUCCGAUUUCAUUUUAUAUUUAGUGUGUUGUUGUUAUUAGUCAGCUAGCGGGCUGGUUAAGUUAGCAUUAGCAUAGGUAGCUAUUAUCUCCGACCAUGAGGUCACGAAGCUACUCUCGUCCUGCUAAAGAAGAUGAGGAGGAGGAAGAAUCUCUCGUCAAAGAAGAGGAGGAAGAGGAGGAUAUCACAGUAAAAAAAGAAGUAAAGGGUGAGGCUGUUACAGUGAAAGAAAAAGAGAAAGACGUUACAGUGAAAGAAGAGGAAGACGCGUUCAGAGUGAAAGAGGAAGAGGAGGAUGUUACAGUAAAAGAAGAGGAGGAUAUCACAGUGAAAGAAGAAGAAGAGGAGAUGGACGUUUCAGUGAAAGAAGAGGAAGACGCGUUCCGAGUGAAAAAGGAGGAAGAUGUUAAGGAAGAGGAAGAUACCGUUUUUGGUGUGAAGGAGGAAGGAGAGAUAACUGUCAUAUUGGAGGAAGAAGAGGGGAUUGGAGAUCUGAUUAACACCAGAGAGACACGUGACAAUCGUGGAUCCUCCGGGGAGCCUCAACAACAUCAUGAUGCUGACGAGGCAGAGAAGAGUCUCUCCAGAUCAAAACACCUCAAGAAAAAACUGCGGAGACCCACAAGGAAAAUAAUUCACUUCUGCUCUGACUGUGGGAAAGGUUACAAAUAUUCAUUAGCUCUUAAAAAACACAAGAGAUUCCACACUGGAGAGAAAUUAUACCACUGCUCAGACUGUGGGAGGAGGUUUACUUCCUCAGUCGGAAUGCAAUUACAUCAGAGAAUACACACUGGAGAGAAACCAUACCACUGCUCAGAAUGUGGGAUGGGUUUUACUACCUCAUUUAGACUGAUAUCACACCAGAGAAUACACACUGGAGAGAAACCAUAUCACUGCUCUGACUGUGGGAUGAGUUUUACUACCUCAGGUGGAAUGAUAUCACACCAGAGAGUACACAAUGAGAAGAGUUUUGCUGCCCGGGCAGCCCUGGCUACACACAAACGAAUCCACACUAAGGAGAAACCGUUUCACUGCUCCGACUGUGGAAUGAGCUAUAUUUCCUUCUGCGGCCUGAAAACACACCAGUCUAAACAUACCGGAGAGAAACCGUAUAGCUGUGAUGUAUGUGGGGAUAGUUUUUCUCUCGCCACAACUCUAUCUAUACAUAAACGAACACACACAGGUGAGAAACCGUACCGCUGCCCUGACUGUGGAAUUAGCUUUUCUGCUUCAAGUGGCAUGAGAAGACACCAGAGAAAACAUACAGGAGAGAAACCUUACAGCUGUGAUGAGUGUGGGAAGGGUUUUCUUAGAUCAGACUCCCUGGCAAAACACAAGGCAAGAGCCACAGAGUGUGGAAUGACAUCUGUGGAUUAGGUGAAAGAGGGGGUUGAGGUCAGGUAAGAUCCCCUGAAGGGAGUAAUAAGGGUUUAGUAUCCUGUUUACCCUCUUCCUGUCGAACCAGAAGAUGUAAGGAUUGGAGAGAAGGACGAGUGUCCAAAGUGGGGUAUAUAUACUUGUGAUGGUGAGAACAUGUUUUUGUCUGAAUUUACAUCUGUAACGACCCGAUGGGAAUAAUUAAAACUUUGUUAAGCUUC